Staurois parvus is the source of this 329-nucleotide messenger RNA. The record is from the annotation of a GenBank genome assembly. Lineage: Eukaryota; Metazoa; Chordata; Amphibia; Anura; Ranidae.
UCAGUGUAGCCCCAUCAGUACCACCUGUCAGUGUCCAUCAAUGCCACCUGCCACUGCCCAUCAGAGCCACAUCAAUACCACAUAUCAGUGCCUACCAGUGCACAUCAAUGCCACAUAUCAGUGCCCAUCAAAGCUGCCUUUCAGUGCCAACUAUCAGUGCCAGUCAGUGCAGCCUAUCAGUGCUUCCAAUCAGUGCCACCUCUCAGUGCCAUGCCUCAUCAGUGCUGCUUAUCAGUGCCCAUCAGUGCAGCCUAUCAGUGCCCAUCACUGCAGCCUCAUUAGCGCACAUAAGUGAAGGAGAAAAAUCACUUAUUUACAAAAUUUUAUAA